Achroia grisella is the source of this 2040-nucleotide messenger RNA. Its product is annotated as stabilizer of axonemal microtubules 2. The record is from RefSeq and is a predicted model, not a curated record. Gene Ontology annotation, cellular component: cytoskeleton; sperm flagellum; centriole. Bases 134 to 1693 code for a protein of 519 amino acids. Gene Ontology annotation, molecular function: microtubule binding. The transcript has 13 exons. Gene Ontology annotation, biological process: microtubule anchoring. NCBI's taxonomy places the organism in Eukaryota, Metazoa, Arthropoda, Insecta, Lepidoptera, Pyralidae.
CAAGUAUAUCACUCCUGUCAUACAGAGAUGUUUUUAUAAAAUCUUUUCAGUUUUCAGAUUAAUUUUUAGUUUGUAUUUUUUUUAUAUUGUGCAGUGUUGUUUCCUUAAAUUUAGGUGUAUUUAUUACUACAUUAUGCCUGAAUGUGUACCAUGUCCAGCUGCGGCGCCAUGUGCACCAUCAGCUGGCAUCAAGUCGGGGCUCCGGGAUGGUCGGCUCAUCGACGGUCAUCAGGAAAACCCCUGUCCGUGUCGCACUUGCUGCUGUGGGAAACCACCCACCGUCAAACAAUGCUACAAACAACCGAAAAUACCGGAUUCGUAUGCACCCCGACGAUGUUAUAAUAAGCCGACCGCACAAGUUGAGUCGGGCACUACUUAUAACAUGUCCUAUUUACCAGUGGAUGACUGCAAGAACCUGAGAGGAGUGGCCAGGAAACCAGCUCCGAACUUGGUGCCCAGUUGCGAACCAAUGGAAGCGUGCACUGUUAAUAAGCUCUCGUUCCUGCCGAAUCCUGUGUGCGUGACGCAAGCGAUCCGUCCGUGUCACCACGACAUGUGGGGACAGGGCCCCAUGCAGAACGUGACCACACAACGACACGACUACGUGCCCAAGCCAUGUGUACUUCGUGAGAACUUCAAACCACCGCCUAAAUUUCACUGCGUUGAACAGCCUUUUGAGAAUCGUACUGUCAACAAGCUAUCCUAUUUGCCCCCGGAAAAAAUUGAACUAACGAAGUCCUACGCACCCGAACGAUGCUAUGAAAGGCCCGCCGCUAAAAUGGAAGGCACUACAACACAAAAAAUGAGCUAUAUGCCAACCCAAAUUUUGCCAAAGGAACCACUGCCUUGGGCUUGUAAAGGACAGUACCAAAUACCAUGUCAGAGAUUGGAUUCCAAUACUACGUAUACCAUGAGUUACCUAGACGCGAAGAAUGACUGUAGACGACGUGCCAUCAUACCUAAUUCUUGCACCAACCCAGUCACUGCAUCCAAGAGAUUUGAAACGCAAACGGUUUAUAAGAACAGUUAUCUACCAGCGUCAGCACCAAUUCCUCAACCAGCUAAACCCCUACCAAACUUAGUAUCUUCCACAGCGCAGAUGGAAGGAGAUACCGUACACAAGCUCUCGUUCCUGCCGAAUCCUGUGUGCGUGACGCAAGCGAUCCGUCCGUGUCACCACGACAUGUGGGGACAGGGCCCCAUGCAAAACGUGACCACACAACGACACGACUACGUGCCCAAGCCGUGCGCGAUUAGGGAGUCGUACAAACCACCAAGCAAGUUCCACUGUGUUGAACAACCUUUUGAAAAUCGCACCGUGAACCGAAUGUCAUAUAUAAACCCUGGCCGUAUCGCAGUACCAGAAUCUUUCGCUCCGCUCAAGUGUUACGAGAAACCAUCAGCCAAAAUGGAGUGCGCCACAACGCAGAAGAUGUCGUACCAGCCGGUGUGUGUACCAGCGCCGCAGCAACCGCCCUGGGCCUGCAAAGGACAGUACCAGAAGCCCUGUCAGAAGCUGGAUGGCACAACCGUCUACCGGUCAUCAUUUCUACCACCCGGGGAAGAUUGCACCCAGUAUAUGGACCCAUGUUCUUAUGGCGACUGCAAACCUUGUGACUGUAUUUGUCCUGCCGAAUGCAUAACGACGGAUCCCUGCGCUUGUAACUUCCCUAAAGCAGCUUGUUGCAGCUAACCAUCGCCAUUUUAAAGCGUUCUAAAUUUGAAAGUGACAAAAUGGCGUAGGUAUUCGCCAACUUGACUUCAUUUUGACUCAAAUAUUUUUGUUAUAAACACCGUUUUACUAUUUAUUGUUAUAGCAGGUAAUUUGUACCGGAUUGCAAAUGUAUGUUUGAACUAUAAUACUGACGUGAAUAUAUAUUUACAUAUCUAGAUAAUUUUGUUUUAAACAAAUUAGGUAGGUAUAAAUUGGACGUUAAGUAGAGUAAAUUAGACUUAUAUAAUGGUCUAUGACUGAUGUAACUAUUGUAGCGUAGUACAAUUUUUAUAUACUAAUAUUUAAAUCAUAUAUUGCACAAAAUA